CUCUCUCUCUCCUUAUUCCAUUCUUGCAAAAACUUAGGAAUUGCAGACAUGGACUCUCAAGAAUAUACUCUUUCCGACGACAUAGUAUUCGACGUUCUAACCCAGUUGAAAUCGUUGGAAACCUUAGACACAUGCAAAUUAGUUUGCAAGGGAUGGGAAGAGAUGAUCUACGAGUCGACUUUCAUGCCUCUGUUCUGUCGUAGAUCAAGAAUGUUGGCAGGUUUCUUCAUCCAGGACAUAAUAGAACAUAAGUUCUUCUCCAUGUUUGCAACCAUUGAUGGCACCACCUCGCCCGAUGUUUCCAUUGCAAGAUUCCCUGAUGACAUGAAGAUCCUGGCAUCAUGCAAUCAUGGGAUCUUGUGUUGUGUGAAACGAAGCGGAAAGAACUACCGUUACUACGUCUGCAAGCCCACUACUCAACAAUGGCAGUCUUUGCCUAAUCCAAAACUUCGUUACGAAACUGUUUCUAUAGCCGUGAUGGUUUUGGGAUUGGAUCCUUUUCGAUACAAAAUUGUCAGGUUAUCGCGACGUGCUGAAGAGUUGUUUAAGGAGUACUACACAUACAGAUGUGAGAUAUUUGAUUCAAAAGUUUGGAGAUGGACAGAAGUAGAAGGCAUAACGGUUCGAUACACGGAGUUAAUAAUCGACUCUGUCACUGUCAAUAACGUUGUAUACUGGCUAACGAACGAAGAUAACGUAAUCGCCUUCCAUGAAGCCAACAAGCUCCUCUACAAGUUGUCUCUACCGGAAAAAGUAAUGCAGAAGAGUGAUCUCUAUGAGUGCAAGCGGCUGGUGGAGUACAAAGGGAGGCUUGGCCUCACUUUCUUGACGAAAGAGGGAAAGAUGGCGCUAUGGCCGAUGCGAGACCGCCGGACGAAUGGGAUGAUGGAAUGGAUCAGGGAGGAGAAGGAGGUGAUCGUGAUCGACACUGAAAAUCUUCAGAAGUAUGUGCAGUAUCCUUCUCUUGUUGGAUUCUACAAUGCUGGAAUUGCAUUUUUGAAGGGGUUUCAAGAAGUGGUGUUCUAUAAAUUUGGGGAGCGUGAUAGUUUGAGCAGGGUGGAGUUGGACCAUAAACUGAGAGAUGCACGUGAUGUUUUCCAGUUCAGGUCUGAUUUGGAACCUGUAAGACUUGAAAGAGUUUCUUAGUGCAUGAAUGAUGUUGCAAUAAAAUUAGACACCAAGAUUGAGAAAAUUAAGAUUAGGAAUAUUUUGGAUAAUGCAACUAACAGAUCCAGCAAUACAGUAAUAUAGUAAUCAGACGUUGUAUGUUUGGUUACCAUGACUACGAAUGUUUGUUCCUUAUUUUACGUGGAUAUAUUAUGAAUCAAU
Sesamum indicum (sesame) is the source of this 1329-nucleotide messenger RNA. RefSeq names its product F-box protein At5g49610. The record is from RefSeq and is a predicted model, not a curated record. NCBI's taxonomy places the organism in Eukaryota, Viridiplantae, Streptophyta, Magnoliopsida, Lamiales, Pedaliaceae. Gene Ontology annotation, molecular function: protein binding.